CUAGAGUUGAAAUUCUGCUCUUAAUAUUUUAAAUCGUUUAUUAAGAUUCGUUUCGUCUAAACAAGAUAGAUAAAUUUCAAUCGAAAUUAGUAGUUGAUAGAAUGUAAAAUUUCAUUAACCAAAUUUUUUCAUACUAUGUUUGUAAAUAUUUGUGAACUUAAAAACCCUUAACAUCGCUACUGAUUUCUAGAAACUAUCGUUCAGAAAAAGAUUGAGUGAGUUCAGAAUGAAUGGAAAACGUACAAGCUUCUGAUAAUAUUUGACUAUCUAAUCAAAGUUUUAACAAGUAAAAUAUUUUGUUAAUAUUCAAUCUAAAAUGAUUUCAGAGGAAUGUACGGUUUGAGUAUGAAUGUUCUUGGAAAAAAUAAAACAAAAAAGAAUAGUCCACAACAGAUUAAAAAUACUCAAGUCAUGUUCGAGAAUGGUGCGCCAAACAUUUUAGUUACUUACUUAAAAACCAAAAUCAGAAAAGGACAAUCAAUGCUUUUUUUCUAACGAAAACUUUUCCUCCAAAUGAUGUGACACGUUAUGCGAUGAGUAUUAAUGGAACCACUUACCACCAUGCAGGUUUUUGGCGACAUCCGUGAGAAAAGCGUGAGAACCCACCGGUGAGAAUUCUGACCUAGUGUCAGUGUCUCCUUCGUGUAAUACUAUCAGGUUUUGCGCUUGUCGUACUGUACUGAUUGAACGUUGGCUUUAGGAAAUAGUUUUUAGUCUCGCUAGUUUCAGAAAAAUUGUCUUGAAAUUAACCUUCAAUACACAGUCAGUACAGCACGGCUGCAAUCUCUCUGUAGAGUGAGAAUGGUGAUCGAAUGUGUGUUUAUUAUCAGAAAGCAGAAAAUUAUUAAUCACAAAGAUUUUUUAUAGGAACCCCUUCUACUCAAAUCAAACAGAACAAGCCAAAUGCGUCCGUGAAAACAUUUUUCUGCCCGAGAUUUUCCCAUUGUCUUGUCCUAGAAGGCUUUAUAUUUUUAAUGUAAAUUUUUGUUUGAAUGUUUCAAGAACCCUAAGUAUAAAUUGAAAACAAACUGGCAGAAAAACUGUUUCACGCUAUGGGGAUGAUCUGGCUGGAGCACGCGGCAAAACUCCCGAUAUCGGAUCCCGUUCCUAUACGGAGAUUAUGCGAGAGCAAAUCCUUAAGGGUGAGGAAGUCGAGCUCCGUAAAAAGAUUCAGGAAAAGGCUAAAGACGGUACACUGAAGGUGAGCAGCAGUAGUUCUUCGAACGGAGAAGCGGCUAAGGCACCGGAACCGAAGAAGCGCGGUCGUUGGGACCAGACGGUGGAAGAAGCCUUUGUUCCACCGAAAAAACUAGCCGUUCCGGCUACACCAACUUGGGGAGAUGCUGAGAAAACUCCAGCCGAUCAUCGCUGGGACGAAACACCAGGUCACAAGGGAAGUGAAACGCCUGGAGCUACUCCAAGCGUUCGCAUUUGGGAUGCGACUCCGGCCCAUUCGGGCGCUACCCCUGGGCGAGAAACCCCAGCUGAGAAAUCAACUCGCCGUAACCGGUGGGAUGAAACGCCGAAAACUGAGCGGGAAACACCUGGCCAUUCCUGGGCCGAGACACCUCGAGCUGAUCGUGGUCCCAGCGAUAGUGUUUUAGAUAGCACAACGCCAGCAUCGAAGCGUCGCUCCCGGUGGGAUGAAACACCCUCGAAUGCAACCCCAUCGGCUAUGACCCCGUCGAUUGCGAUGACUCCAACACCGCAUGCCACACCGGGUAACUCAACGCCACUGUUGACUCCUGGUGGAACCACACCUGUGGGCCAUAAGGCUAUGGCCAUGGCUACUCCGACUCCAGGACAUCUGGCAUCAAUGACUCCGGAACAGUUGCAAGCUUACCGGUGGGAAAAGGAAAUCGACGAACGUAAUCGUCCGUUUAGUGAUGAAGAACUGGAUGCUAUGUUCCCACCGGGCUAUAAAGUGCUACCACCACCGGCAGGUUAUAUUCCGAUUAGAACACCGGCCAGAAAGCUGACCGCUACACCGACGCCAAUGGCUGGAACACCGGCCGGAUUCUUCAUGCAAGCCGAAGAUAAGAGCGCUAAGUUCAUCGAUAAUCAGCCCAAGGGCAAUCUUCCUUUCAUGAAGCCGGAAGAUGCACAAUACUUUGAUAAACUUCUACUGGACGUCGAUGAGGAAGCACUGAGCCCUGAGGAACAACGGGAACGCAAAAUUAUGAAGCUUCUACUCAAAAUCAAAAACGGCACUCCACCGAUGAGAAAGGCAGCUCUUCGACAGAUUACUGACAAAGCACGAGAAUUCGGUGCUGGUCCCUUGUUUAACCAGAUCCUCCCGUUGCUGAUGAGUCCCACGUUGGAAGACCAGGAACGUCAUUUGUUGGUCAAGGUUAUCGAUCGUAUUUUGUACAAGCUGGAUGAUCUUGUACGUCCCUACGUACACAAAAUCCUUGUCGUCAUUGAACCGCUGCUGAUCGAUGAAGAUUACUAUGCCCGUGUGGAAGGUCGAGAAAUUAUUUCCAACUUAGCCAAGGCCGCCGGUUUGGCCACUAUGAUUUCCACCAUGAGACCCGAUAUCGAUAACAUCGAUGAGUACGUACGUAACACCACGGCACGUGCAUUCGCCGUUGUGGCUUCUGCUCUCGGAAUUCCAUCGCUGCUACCUUUCUUGAAAGCUGUCUGUAAAAGUAAAAAAUCCUGGCAGGCUCGGCACACCGGUAUCAAGAUUGUACAACAGAUCGCUAUCCUUAUGGGUUGCGCCAUCCUUCCACAUUUGAAAUCCCUGGUAGAAAUUAUCGAACACGGUCUGGUUGACGAACAGCAAAAAGUCCGUACAAUCACUGCCCUUGGAUUGGCAGCCUUGGCCGAAGCAGCUACCCCGUACGGUAUCGAAUCAUUCGAUUCCGUGCUCAAACCCCUCUGGAAGGGUAUCCGGACGCAUCGUGGUAAAGGUUUGGCUGCCUUCCUCAAAGCCAUUGGUUACUUGAUUCCGCUUAUGGACGCCGAAUACGCCAAUUACUAUACCCGAGAAGUGAUGUUGAUUUUGAUCCGGGAGUUUCAGUCGCCGGAUGAAGAAAUGAAAAAGAUUGUAUUGAAGGUCGUGAAACAGUGUUGCGCCACCGAUGGUGUGGAAGCGCAGUACAUCAAAGAAGAAAUUCUGCCGCACUUUUUCAAACACUUCUGGAACCACCGGAUGGCUCUGGAUAGACGUAACUAUCGACAGCUUGUGGACACAACCGUCGAGAUUGCCAACAAAGUGGGUGCUUCCGAAAUUAUCAAUCGAGUUGUAGAUGACCUUAAGGACGAAAACGAACAGUACCGCAAAAUGGUGAUGGAAACAAUUGAAAAGAUUAUGGCUAACCUGGGAGCGGCCGAUAUCGAUUCUCGCCUGGAGGAACAGUUGAUCGACGGUAUCCUGUACGCGUUCCAGGAACAGACGACCGAAGAUGUGGUUAUGUUGAAUGGAUUUGGAACAAUUGUCAAUCAGCUGAGCAAACGAGUGAAACCGUAUUUGCCACAGAUUUGCGGUACCAUCCUUUGGCGUUUGAACAACAAGUCAGCUAAAGUUCGGCAGCAAGCUGCCGAUUUGAUCUCUCGUAUUGCGAUCGUUAUGAAAACUUGUCAAGAGGAAAAGUUAAUGGGACAUUUGGGUGUGGUGCUGUAUGAGUAUCUUGGUGAAGAAUAUCCAGAAGUGUUGGGUUCCAUUCUGGGUGCUCUCAAAGCUAUUGUCAACGUUAUCGGUAUGACUAAAAUGACUCCUCCGAUUAAGGAUUUGCUUCCCCGACUGACACCUAUUCUGAAAAAUCGACACGAAAAGGUACAGGAAAAUUGUAUCGAUCUGGUGGGUCGAAUUGCCGAUCGUGGUCCCGAAUAUGUCUCUGCCCGUGAGUGGAUGCGUAUCUGUUUCGAGCUGUUGGAACUGCUGAAGGCACACAAGAAAGCUAUCCGACGAGCUACGGUCAACACGUUUGGCUACAUUGCCAAAGCCAUUGGUCCGCAUGAUGUGUUGGCGACGCUAUUGAACAAUCUCAAGGUACAGGAACGUCAGAAUCGUGUGUGUACGACGGUCGCCAUUGCUAUUGUUGCGGAAACAUGUCGACCUUUCACCGUGUUGCCGGCGUUGAUGAAUGAAUAUCGGGUACCGGAGUUGAACGUCCAGAACGGUGUUCUCAAGUCGCUGUCCUUCCUGUUCGAGUACAUCGGAGAAAUGGGCAAGGAUUACAUUUAUGCAGUUUGUCCACUGCUUGAAGACGCUUUAAUGGAUCGAGAUUUGGUUCACCGGCAGACGGCUUGUGCCGCCAUCAAACACAUGGCGCUGGGAGUGUACGGUUUCGGCUGUGAAGACGCUCUGGUUCACUUGUUGAACUAUGUGUGGCCGAACAUUUUCGAAACCUCGCCCCAUUUGGUUCAGGCCUUCAUGGACGCGGUGGAAGGUUUGCGAGUUGCUCUGGGACCAAUCAAGAUUCUACAAUACACCUUGCAAGGACUAUUCCAUCCGGCACGCAAAGUCAGGGAUGUAUACUGGAAAAUUUAUAACUCGCUUUACAUCGGAGCACAGGACGCGUUGAUCGUAGGAUAUCCUCGGAUUACAAACGAUCCGCAAAAUCCCUACAUUCGCUACGAGCUGGACUACAAUAUCUAAGUGCGCGUUUAGUUUUUUUCUUUCUCUGAAAUGCAGUGGAACACUGGAGAUGUUGAAUAGUGUGUUAAGUAUUUAACAUCGCUCCACUCGGUAUGACUCUUGCAGUUAGUAACGGUUUGUCCAAUAAAUAUCUGUAGGGUGUUA
Molecule: messenger RNA, 4747 nt
Organism: Uranotaenia lowii
Lineage: Eukaryota; Metazoa; Arthropoda; Insecta; Diptera; Culicidae
Gene: Sf3b1
Product: splicing factor 3B subunit 1
Exons: 4
Coding region: 1121-4603 (1160 amino acids)
Biological process (GO): spliceosomal complex assembly
Cellular component (GO): catalytic step 2 spliceosome; U2 snRNP; U12-type spliceosomal complex
Molecular function (GO): mRNA binding
Source: RefSeq, a predicted model, not a curated record